This is a messenger RNA of Ailuropoda melanoleuca (giant panda), 1854 nucleotides long. It is a transcript of the gene ACTR6, whose product is annotated as actin related protein 6. Bases 81 to 1271 code for a protein of 396 amino acids. The record is from RefSeq and is a predicted model, not a curated record. Lineage: Eukaryota; Metazoa; Chordata; Mammalia; Carnivora; Ursidae. The transcript is spliced from 11 exons.
CCGCAAACCAUAGAGUACCGGAAAAAGCGAGAGCCGAAGUGUCAGGAGGAGAAAGCGGUGGCCGUGUGGUUCACGUUAAAAUGACGACUUUAGUGCUGGAUAACGGAGCCUACCAUGCCAAAAUCGGUUACAGCCAUGAAAAUGUGUCGGUAAUUCCUAACUGUCAGUUCAGGUCAAAAACAGCGCGUCUUAAAACUUUUACUGCUAACCAGAUAGAUGAAAUAAAAGACCCUUCUGGACUCUUUUACAUCCUUCCUUUUCAGAAGGGCUACUUGGUGAAUUGGGAUGUUCAAAGACAAGUUUGGGAUUACCUUUUUGGAAAAGAAAUGUAUCAGGUUGAUUUUUUAGAUACCAACAUUAUUAUUACAGAACCAUACUUUAACUUCACUUCAAUUCAAGAAUCAAUGAAUGAAAUCCUAUUUGAAGAAUAUCAGUUCCAAGCAGUCUUAAGAGUAAAUGCUGGUGCUCUCAGUGCACAUAGGUAUUUUCGAGAUAAUCCUUCCGAGUUAUGCUGUAUCAUUGUAGAUAGUGGAUAUUCCUUUACACAUAUAGUUCCUUACUGUAGAAGUAAAAAGAAAAAAGAAGCAAUUAUUCGGAUAAAUGUGGGAGGAAAACUCCUAACCAAUCAUCUAAAGGAGAUCAUAUCUUACAGGCAGCUACAUGUUAUGGAUGAAACACAUGUGAUUAAUCAAGUGAAAGAAGAUGUGUGCUAUGUGUCUCAGGAUUUUUAUAGAGAUAUGGAUAUCGCAAAGUUGAAAGGAGAAGAAAAUACAGUAAUGAUAGACUAUGUUUUGCCUGACUUCAGUACAAUUAAAAAGGGCUUUUGUAAGCCACGGGAGGAGAUGGUGUUAAGUGGAAAAUAUAAAUCUGGGGAACAAAUUCUUCGUCUGGCCAAUGAGAGAUUUGCUGUUCCAGAAAUACUCUUUAAUCCUUCUGAUAUAGGUAUUCAAGAAAUGGGUAUUCCAGAAGCUAUUGUCUAUUCAAUUCAGAACUUACCUGAAGAAAUGCAGCCGCAUUUUUUUAAGAACAUUGUUUUGACAGGAGGAAAUUCCCUUUUCCCAGGAUUUAGAGAUCGGGUUUACUCAGAAGUUCGAUGUCUCACUCCAACAGAUUACGAUGUUUCAGUUGUGCUGCCUGAAAACCCUAUUACUUAUGCCUGGGAAGGUGGAAAAUUGAUAUCAGAGAAUGACGAUUUUGAAGAUAUGGUAGUAACAAGAGAAGAUUAUGAAGAAAAUGGACAUAGCGUCUGUGAAGAGAAAUUUGAUAUUUAAGAAACAUUCUGAAUUAAAGUUUUGACUGGUUGUGACUGAAAGGUUUAAUUUCAAUGUUCUUUUAAAAGUAUGUUAAGGACGCGUGUUACCUUUCAUCCUAAGAUAAGAUCUUAAACUUAUGUAAAUACUUUGAUCCUUGGCUAAUUUUCAAAGGUUUCUUAGCUACGUUAUUACAGUAAACUGUAUCUCAGCUCGUAUUUUCAUUAAAGAGUUAGACUACCAUAACAGUGCUCACACUGUUCCUGAGAAUAGGCUAUCUUUCGUUAGAAGAUGAAAGAGUGAAUGCAUUUUAAAUUUAAUUCUUUAUAGCUGAGAGCACAAACGUAACCAUCUCACUGGUCAGUUUUCUUUGGAAGUCUGUUUUGUGUGACUGUAAGUAGGGAGGGAUUGGCUAACGUGUUUUCUGGCUGAUAUGAUUUCUCUUAUAGAAGUAAGUAUUUUAUCUAAAAAUUAUCAUUUUUAUUUAUACAUACUAAAGUUGGGAAGACUAAUCUUAUUUGUGUUUUACAUUUAUUUUUUAUUUAGAGUAAGUUGGAAAGGGUGAAAACUAAAACCAAUUUAUUAAAGUGCUUUUUGAUCAGUA